AUGAGUGUUAAGAUACUAACAGUUAUGGCUGUAGCAUUGAUGUUAUUCAACGACUCUUUAUUUAUCAAAACUGCUCAGCUCAAUAUAUCGACUGAAGCACCUCUUCUAUCACAAGUAAAUCGGACUUCAAAAGAACUACAAGAUAAAUCUAAAUUGGUUCAGGAUAUAAGUGUAGAACUUAAAACGUCUGGUCGGAAGUCGACUCCUGAAGAUUACAAUACAUUUUCGUCUUUGACGUCCGAUGUUUUUGUUGAAACCCCGUCAUCAAUUUCCAAUCCUAAAUUAUACCCUUCGCUAACAACCAGUAUGCCGGCAUUUGUAACUCGUGGCAGGUAUAUCAGAAAUCCGUUCUACUUCAGCAAGGAUGAUCAAGAAGUUGAAUUCGAAGAAGAUCAACAUGCUGAUGUUCUGUUAAAUAGUGGAUUUCCGAAAUGGAAUAGGUAUAAUACCAAUCACAGACAGUUAAAUAAGUAUGGGCCAACGCCAAUCGAAACAGACAUUACUGUCGACGAAGACGGAUCAACCGGUUAUGGAAGUACGUUCGACUUUGGCGGUGGAGGCGGUAACGUGGGGGCUUCUAGUUACGAUUCUGGUAGUUACCGAAACCCAAACAACGGAUGGUCAGGUGGAGACAUGAUGGAGUGGUACAGCGAUCCUAUACCGCAGUCAUCGCGCCCCGUUCCAAUAAUCGCCGAAAUUCGGCAUCCUAGCAAACACAAAAUGUCCAUCGAUGUGACCAAAAUAGGUCUGUUAGCGUUGGUCAAGAUCGCGAUGGCCAAGUUGAAAGCACUGGGUUUCAUUAAGGCCAUGUUGCUCAUGUUGUUCAAACUCAAACUCCUCAUACUCGUACUGGCCAUCAAGGCCCUAAUGCUGAUGAAAAUAGUGAAAAUGACCCUAUUUCUUCCAGCUCUCUUAUCAAUAUUCACGUUCCCGAUGAUCUUAUCGCGGCUAACGAACAUGCACUCGUUACUAAGCCAACCGGUUUUAGUACCGAAUAACUUUGGCAUGAACCAGAAUACCCCGGGUGGAAAUACACCGGCAACCCCGGGCGGGGGCGACAGUGGGGAUGAUGACGGAAAAAGAAGGAGUCGUCUAGACCAGUUGGAAGUAAUGGAAACUGGAAUGACCAGCUUUAGACAAAUCAUGCGGACGGAAAAAUGCGUAGAGAGAGUGUCCUGCCGUAUGGCUGGUGCAGAACGACCGAGUUGGAUACUCAUUUGGUUAAAUUGGGCGGCGUCGCCUAUAUCGAACUAUAUACCGAGCAAGAAAAUAAGAUCUUUCGUUUCAACAUUUACUGAAGUAACCAAUUUUCGUUUAGAUAAUUUAUACACAAGAUUAUUGCCUAGUAAUUGGACGGAAUGGUGUAAUGAACAUUAUGCAUGCGGUGAAAGUAAAAAAAUAGGAUAA
This is a messenger RNA of Rhopalosiphum maidis (corn leaf aphid), 1407 nucleotides long. RefSeq lists its product as uncharacterized. The transcript has 3 exons. The record is from RefSeq and is a predicted model, not a curated record. The coding region runs from base 1 to 1407 and encodes 468 amino acids. Lineage: Eukaryota; Metazoa; Arthropoda; Insecta; Hemiptera; Aphididae.